GCAACCAUGCAAAAUGGAGGCCAGGGGCUGGGGCAUAGUGCCCACUGCUCACAUCUCUCGUCUGUUUCCGGAGGUAUUAACAAUUAUUUUCAGCUAUCUUGACGUGAAAGACAAAGGAAGGGUUGCACAGGUUUGUACCGCAUGGCGUGAUGCAGCCUACAGUCGCAGGGUUUGGCGAGGAAUCGACGCAAAACUCCACCUCCGGCGAGCAAAUCCCUCUUUGUUUCCAAGUCUUGUGAAACGUGGUAUCAAACGAGUGCAGAUUUUAAGUUUGAGACGUAGCUUAUUGCGCGAUGUGAUCUGUGGUAUUCCAAACAUUGAAACCUUAAAUCUUAGUGGAUGUUUCACCUUAACGGAUAUUGGUCUCGGUCAUGCGUUUUCACAAGAUUUGCCCAGUAUUACAGAGUUAAAUCUAAGUCUAUGUAAACAACUUACAGACAGUAGCCUGGGGCGUAUCGCCCAAAGUUUGAAAAACUUGGAGCUGCUAGAGCUAGGUGGCUGUUGUAAUAUAACAAACACAGGUCUCCUUCUGAUAGCAUGGGGCCUGAGGAAGUUAAAAUCAUUAAAUCUAAGGAGCUGUCGACAUGUUUCAGAUGUUGGAAUAGGACACCUUGCUGGAUUGAGUCCGCAUGCAGCAUCUGGGACGCUAGAACUCGAACAUCUGGGACUACAAGACUGUCAAAAACUCACUGACCAAGCCUUGAGACAUGUCAGCUCUGGCUUGUUGAAUCUCAAGACUGUUAAUCUCAGUUUCUGUGCGAGUGUCACAGACUCUGGAUUGAAAUUUCUUGCCAAAAUGCCUAGUUUGAAGGAACUGAACCUGCGAAGCUGUGAUAAUGUUAGUGACACUGGUCUCGGGUAUCUGUCGGAAGGUGCAGCCAGGAUUGUAGCAUUAGACGUUAGUUUUUGUGACAAGAUUGGUGAUCAAGGCUUGGUGUUUCUUGCUCAAGGAUUUUACAGCCUGCGGAGACUGUGUCUUAGUGCCUGCAACAUAAGUGAUGAUGGCAUGGAUCGUCUAGUUAAUUCUCUGCAUGAUUUAACAACUUUGAAUAUUGGCCAGUGUGUAAGAAUCACCGACAGAAGUUUAGGUUUGGUGGCUGAUCACCUUAAAAAUCUUGAAUCUAUAGACUUAUAUGGUUGUACAAAAAUCACGACAGUAGGCCUUGAACGGAUCAUGCAGCUACGAACUCUAUCAACACUGAAUUUAGGCCUGUGGCAUAAAAAAUGAAGAAAAAGACUUAAGAAUUAUAUAUUAAAGAUAACAACUCCAUUGGUGCAUUAUAAAGAGCUAAUUUGUGAAUAUAUAUAUAUUUUUAUUUCUGUCAUAUAUAUACAAUCUGUCUUUAGCCAUGGUGACCAUGACAAAUGAAUCAUUGGUUCUAUGUGAUACAAAUCAUAUGAUCUAUUAUAUGUUAUGUGAGAAUUUUAGAAAUGACAUGUAUGCAUGCAUCCCCUAUAGAUCCAUUUCACAUCAUGUUUAGACAAACAAAUGUUUCAUUUAAUUUGCACUUGCUACCAGCUUUGUAGGUUCAUGGCAAGUUGAAUUCCCCUUUUUCAUACUUGAUUUUUAGGACCCUGCCAUGCGACAGAGAGAGGGAAUUCAUAUAUCACCAAGAAUUAGAUUAAUGGUACUGGUCCGUCUGUCCACAUAAAUAUGUCAUCAAUUAAGAAGUUUCAUCAUUCACUGGUUAAUAAAGAUAUUUGCUGCAUCAUGAUCAGUGGAAAAUAUAAAUGAUUUUUUUUAUAUAGGCUAUAACUUGUCAAUUUUUAGCUUCACCCCAUGUUAAACACAUAGGAGGUACAUUAUUUCCACUCAAAUACAUUGACCAUUUCAAUUUACAAAACGAUUUAUUUUAUUUUAUUUAAUGUAUAAUGAAAUAUACAUAUAUAUGAAACUUCAUUUAACCUUGCAAUUUUGAGUAUUACUGAGAAAUACGUAUACUAUUCCUUUAUGUUUAAUUUGGAAUAAUGUUUUGGCUAGCGCUACAAUGGUCACUAUCUCACGAUUAAUUAAAAUUAUGGAUGUGAAAAAACAAAUUAAGGUAUUUUAAAAAUUUAGUAAUCAAGUUGUUUCCCUGAAAUCUAGACAUACAUUUUUCACAUGAAUAAUUAUAACUUUAUAUAAAUAUUACUUUUAAAUGAAACCAUUUAAUGAAGUUUGCUGAUUUGCCAAACUUCAUUAAGCUUGAAAUGUGUUUGUGACUGUACAGCUGUCACAAGUGGAACUCGUGAACUUGAUUAGAAUUUUGAAGUUAAAAAAACAUUUAGAUGAAGUUAUCUUGUGAACUUGUGCCUUUUUUCUGUAAUUUUUUCUAUAAAAAUAAAAGUGAUGAAUAUAUAUAUUAGAUUUUUCAUAUGAAUUUACCUGGUAUAAUCUGAUCAUGAUCAGUUUUUAUCACAUAGAUACGUAUAUACCAUCAUUAUGGUCAAAGGGUUCAUAUGAUAUACUCCUUUGACCUUUAUCAAAUACAAUUAUUGAAGCAUUGUAGAAAAUCGAAAGAAUUUUAUACAUAAUAUAAAAUAUAUUCUUUAAAUUUGUCAUUUUACAUUAAAAAAAUUUCAACAAUUUUUAUUGCUCUAGAUCUUCCAACAUGCAGAAGAUAUUUAAUUAUGUCAAAUAUAUCUAUAUUGCUUUGAGGUCAUUUGUUUAUAGCAUAUUUCAUACUAAAUCAUGAAAUAUGCACAGCAUAUUAUUAAAUAUCAUAGAUAAUAAGUUUUGAAUCAUUUUGUGAAAUGGGUCUGUCGGUGGACUUGUGAACAAUGUUAAUUUAUACAUCAUUGAGUUAUGUACUGAUAUAUAGCUAGGAUCUGUGAAAUUGUUUCUACAUAAUUCAUAUAGCCAUCAUUAUCAACAUAUGAAAUAAGCCUAGCCACAUACAUCUGUUGCUGUUUGGUAAUAGUGAAAAAAAAUAUAUUCAUAACAAUUGUAAUUCAGUGAUCACCAUAUAAUGUCUAUGUACCAAGUUACAAGUUUAUGUGGUGACUGUCUGGUGUCAUGGACUCAUUGCAGGAUAUAAUACCGUUAAAGUGAUGUUAUGUAACAAACAAAAGUACAUGUACACUAUGUUUUAUAAUUCAUUAAAGUUCACAUACAAAUUGAAAAUUCAUGAUUCAAAAAUAUGUCAUGAAAUUUAACUUUCAAAUACUAUAUGUAGUAGCAAGCAAACUUUUGUGAUCAAAUUCUUGACCAGUUUGCAAUUGUGUGCUGCUUAAUAACAUGGCAUAUUCUCAGCACAUGUACAAUAUCUAAAUUUUGAGCAUAUUAUAAUAAGGUAAAAUAUAUCGUUUGAGUUCAAUAAUAUUUGGAUUCAUUAAGUCUACUUAAAUUAUGCAUAUGUAUAAGUAUGACACGAAGAUUAUGGAAUUAAUUCAAUACCUUAACUAAAAUUGCAGUUUUAUGACCAUUAUUUCACAAAUUGUUUUUAAAACGGUUGUCAAUAAAUUAAACAUCAGGUUAUUUGCCUGAUCAUAAACCACUGACCAUGUUGUACAAAUGUAAAUUAGGCCUGUUAAUGGGUGUUUGUGGUGCAAAGACUGCCAUUUUCAGUUUUUCAUAAUGUUUUGAACUUGAAAAAAAUAUUUUCAAACUUGUGUUAAAUUUACUAUAUUAUUAACUGAAAUAUUUGACUUUUAUACAUGUACAAGAGUUAGAAAAUGAUUUGUGAUUAUAAGUUUACCAGUACUGCCAACAUUAUCAGCACCCCUUGGCCACAGCUUUAGUUCAAAUAUUUUCUAUUUAUUUGUCAAAUAUUAAAUGUCACCACAUUAUAUGGUGAAAUUGUCAUUUAAACAUGAAUGUUUAUAAAGAAUGUUCAGUUAUAGGGUUCAAUAUGGUAUAAAUGUCAUUUUAUUCAUGAACAAGCUAUAUAUACAUCUAUAUAUGUAUAUGCUGGUACUGGUGUAGAGGAACAAAUGCAACUACCAAACCAGGACUCGAACCCGGGACCUUUAAACUAGACAUAUAUAUGUGCUCUAAUCAGUAUUAAUCAGCCCAGUCCAGUUCUGCUGUAUCGUCAGUCAUUAAAUUUUCAUAUAGCUGAUACGGAUAACACAUUUUGAUGACCAAGUUCUGUGAACACUAUAUUUUUUCUUACCAUUAUAUCCGUGUAUCAAAGUUACUACUAGAUAUAGAUUCCAUUGAUUUUGUGUGCGGUAUAUGCUAUGCUUAUGUACUAAACAUAGUGACACAUCUUCCAUCAGUAUAGGUUAAGUCGGGAUAUUUAUCAUGCCAAAAUUCUCAAGAUUUUUACCUGGUAAUUAGUGAACUCUAAUAUCACAAUUAGUCAACAUAUAAUUAAGCUAUAUAUGUAUGUAACUUUAAACUUAUAAAUAUAUAUAGGUAUAAAAUAUAUAAAAGGUAGCCUGGGUGCUGAUGAUGUUGGCUAGUUAUAGGGUAUAUUAUAUAUAUAUAUAUAUGUACAUUUUACAGAAGUAUUUUGAUGUUUCCAUAUUUGACAAUUGAUACAUUUCUCCACAUUCUACAUGCCUGUAUUUUGUAAAAACAAACAGAUUUAUAUAAAAACUGCCAAAACAAUU
Messenger RNA from Pecten maximus, 4536 nucleotides. Its product is annotated as F-box/LRR-repeat protein 14-like. The transcript has a single exon. Lineage: Eukaryota; Metazoa; Mollusca; Bivalvia; Pectinida; Pectinidae. Gene Ontology annotation, molecular function: protein binding. Gene Ontology annotation, cellular component: SCF ubiquitin ligase complex. Gene Ontology annotation, biological process: SCF-dependent proteasomal ubiquitin-dependent protein catabolic process. Bases 14 to 1228 code for a protein of 404 amino acids. The record is from RefSeq and is a predicted model, not a curated record.